AUGGGCCUGAAUGCAGACAUUCGAAACUCAGCAGCAUGGAUGCAGGAGGCGGAGAGCGCCAAGAGCAUGCAGCUGGAUAACGCGGUAGUGGCCGGGAGAACCCUGGAACCUCCCCCACCCCAAGGCAAAGGCCACCCCACAGUUGCCAUCGGUCAGAGAGCAACGGAAGAAACGGGCUGUGACUCAGAUGUGGGAAGCGUGGCCAUUUCGCAGCUAGCUGUCCCUUGGGGGAGGGCAGAGGAGCGACGGGGAAAGAAGGUGACAAGCGCCGGAGCGACUUUCUUCCCAGAAAAGGAACGGCGAAAGCUAGAAGCCCCUAGCACCUUGCGGGGCCCUGCAAGCCAAGUGCACUGUGAACCUGACCCCCCUGAGGUUGUGUUCCUACCCACUGAACUAAAGGUGCUAAAUGACGCAGAUCAUUUCCAUCUUCAGCGUACAGAUCGUUACCUUCCAGGAAACGCCUCCCUAAGCUCUCGCUCGGAGACAUUCCUUUUCCUCCACCGUCGCCUCGCAGCAAAACCCACCAUCCAAGCUACCUAUCUGCCUUUCACUGCCCAACAGGCAGUACCAGCUGACAGCUCCCAAAUCCAAGAUGUCUCUGUUGCCUGGGAUGUCCGCGCUGUGUCAAUUGAAGGCACAGUGUCUCCUUACGAGCCAUACGCCAGGGUCCUCUUCCACCUCCAGGGACAGGAUUGGAUGUCAGAACAGCAGGCCCUGCCAUGUGUCACCCUGCAUGUCUUCCACCAGGCCCAGGCUGUCCGCAGAGCCUGCCACCUCCAGGCACCCUUGGGUGUGUGUGUAGUAGAACUAGAGCUUCCCCCUCACUGGUUCUCCCCGACACCCCCCAUGAGCCAGCAUGGAUCGGAGGAUUCCCCAAUCACUCCUCAGCGAGCGGAGCUGUACUAUGCUCUGGAGCCUGUACUGCCUGGGAAUGCACCGGCAGAGUGUGCCCAUGCAAGGCCCCGGGAAGAACUACGACUGGCUCCUGAGGGCACCAAGGAGCAGCUGAACUACGUUGGUCCUGUGGACAUCAGAGUGAUGAGCCCACCACGACGCCAGGAAGUUCGGCUGGAUGACAACGUGAUGGUCCGAGUUCCUGACAUGGCACUGCGCCCAGGGCAGCUCUUCACUGCCACCCUCAUCCUGCAGCAGAACUUCACUGCUGAUUUGCUGAUGCUUCGAAUCAAAGUGAAGAAGGGACUACAGGUUCUGGCUGCUCGUCCCACCAAGCCUGAGGCUUGGACUGCAAAGCUAGACAAGUUCAAGGGGGCCAAACACUAUACUGCUCUGGUUACUUGUCGUCGUUCUGUUGGCAGCUGGUUGGACUGGAGGGCAGCAGAUUUCCCAGAGUUCCUGUACGUGGAUUUUGUAGUGGAGAAUGGCACAGGGGGGCCAGCUGCUACACGUCCUGUGACCUGGCAAGUGGAAUAUCCUGGCCAGGAUCCUGAGGCUGAGAAGGAUAAGAUGGUGUGGGAGAUCCAAGUGUCAGAACGAGAUGUGCGGGCCUUGGUUCCAUUGGUAAAGGAGCAGGAGAUUGUGAACACUGCACUCCUGACAGGAAUUCCUCAUUCAGUGCCCGUGAAACUGGUUGUGGUAGAAACUGGUGGAGCUGUGUCUGAGGUUACUGAGCAGAUGGGCUGUGAGUCUUCUAACAAACAGGUCCUGCAGGUAUCAGAUGUGUGUGAUGCUGUCUACGUAGGGGGUAAAGAGAGCCGAGGAGCACGUGGUGUACGGGUAGAUUUCUGGUACCGCCGACUCCAUGCUUCACUGCUGUUUACCGUUUGGGCCCCACUGCUGCCUCUGCGCAUCGAGCUGACCGACACCUCACUUGAGCAGGUGCGAGGCUGGAGGGUGCCUGGCACUGCCUCAGAAGGGAACCCGGCCGAGCCUGAACAGGGUGGAGAGGAGUUGGAAAGGAGAGCUCGUGGCUGCCGGCUCCAGUACCAGCGUGCUGGGGUCCGCUUCCUAGCCCACUUUGUGGCUCAUCCAUUAGAUGGUGGCCGUCACCUGACCUAUAUGCCAAGUUCUAAUUGGCUGCUGGAUGUCUCACAUCUAGUGCAAAAGCAUGCUAGGAUCCAGGAUCCUCGGGUGGCAACACUGGAAGACGGGAGUGUAGUGAUUGGUCGUGAGGCAGGAAUGACAUCAGUGGAGGUGCGCUCUCCUGUGUCUGAUUCAAUCCUGGGGGAGCAGACUCUGGUGGUGUCUGAUGAGAAGGUUUCCAUCUCUGAGCUACAAACCCAGCUGGUAUCAGGCCUCUCGUUGUCACUCUCUGUGGAGCCAGGACACUCAAAUGUCUUCACUGCCAUGUGUCAGGGACUCUCUGCCCUGCAUUCCGUGAAGCAGGAAGCCGUGGUGAGCAUCUGGCUCGUAUUCACCGACCACACCUUGGCUCCUCUAGAAUUCUAUGGCUGGCGGGAUCUGGUGCUCUCGCUCUCCUCUCUGAAUCCCAGUGUGGUAUCUGUGCGGCUCAGUGAGGAGCAGGAUCGCCCCGUGAUUGUUGCUGAGGGAGCAGGGAAAGGACCCCUCCUGCAACUCAGCUUGCAUUCCCCAGACUCCUGCCGCAAGGGCAAACAUAGGGCUCCACUUGCUCAAAGCACAAUAUGGCUGGAAGUGAACUUUGGUAAGCACCUGCCAACAACCAGUAGCCCUCUGCGACAGGAUCCCCAUCCCCGUGGCAAGUCCCCCUUCCAGCGAGCAGAAGGUGCCAUGUCAGGUGAAGCGAUGACAGUUGCAGCUGCCACAGUGAGCGGAAAGGGAUCAAGGAGACAUCCAGUGGGGGUGGGACCACCAAUGACCAAAUUUGAGGGGCCGGGUAGUAGCUCCUAUGAGGAUGCUGAACCAGAGGAGGAGGAGGAGGAGGAGGAUGAGAUGGUGAAGGCUCCCGAGAGGGUGACAGACCUGGAGAUUGGCAUGUACGUUCUCCUGGGUGUGUUCUGCCUUGCCAUCUUCAUCUUCCUCAUCAACUGUGUGGUCUUUGUCCUUCGCUACCAGCGCAAGGAGCCCCCUGAUGCUGGGCCCGGGGGCGCUUCCUCUGCCCAGCAGCCCCACAACUGGGUCUGGCUGGGCACUGACCAGGAGGAACUCAGCCGGCAGCUGGAUCUGUGCAGCCAGCAUUGCCAAGACCAGCCCCUUGACCCAUCCGGCACCAGUGACGGGUGCUGCUGUUGUGUGGGGGCAGAGGGCAAGAUGGAGGCUGUGGCCCAAGAGAGCCCAGCUCCACCAGGGCCAGAACCUGACGUUUCUGCCAGUACUUUGGGUCUGACUGCCCCAGGAAGCCCAGCUCUCACCACUACUUUGUCCAGGAAAAAGGACGGGAGGGAGGUCGGUGGUCGUCGGAAGCGCGUGGAGUUUGUGACCUUUGCUACUCCCCCUGGCUCUGCUCCCAGCCCCCCAGCCUCCGCCCCCGCAGUUCAGUCCAUCCUGGUGGCCAGUGAAGAUGACAUCCGCUGGGUGUGCGAGGACAUGGGGCUGCGUGACCCUGACGAGCUGCGCAGCUACAUGGAGAGGAUCCGGGGCAGCUCCUGACGUCCAUCUCUACUGUGCCCCACCAAUACCCCACAUGGGCAAACCAAUAAGGGAUCAGCCUUUGCUCUCCCUUGAGUGCUCUCUUAGGGUCAUCCAGCUGGGCACAUCACCCUGAUCGUCUAAAGAGGGCUUUACACAACAGGUAAAAGCACCCUUGGGUCACUGUGCCAGGGAUACCCUGGAGAUCUCUAUGUUAGAGACCUUCCUCGGCUGUUCCUUUUCAUUCUGGAGAGGGAUUUGUGGGUCGGGGUCAGUUCCUCCUGGGCAUAAAGCCUACAGGUCCUCAUUACUUCUUCCUUGCCACCCCACCAGUUUUCAUUACGGUUAGGGGUGAAGAGUUUACAGACUGGGAAUCAGCUGAACACCAGCAGCAAGCCGACUGUGAUGUACUCCGGAGGAGACUCCAGGGGGAGCCUGAUCCUGGGCCUCCCUUAUUGCUUUGACUCUCAUUGCCAAUUUGUGUCCAUUGUGAUGGUUUCAACAGCGAGUGUCCUUCCUUCCUUCCUUCCUGUGGUCUGAGCCUGGGGCUCGCUCUCCCCCCCCACACCUCAAAGCCAGGCAAGGGCAGAGUUCUAGAGAGCAACGGGCGGCCCUUUUUUUAACCCCAGCUGUGUGCCUGGUGUCCUUAACCGUUUUGUACAAUCGCUCAUAUUUUAUACCUGUAGUAUUGGGAGCCUGUCGGGCAAGUCCUUUAUUUAUGGAAGAUUUUUAAUUCUUACAUUGUUUAAAAAUUAAAAUAAAUAAUAAUUAAA
Messenger RNA from Gekko japonicus, 4277 nucleotides. RefSeq names its product transmembrane protein 132A (gene TMEM132A). The transcript has 11 exons. Lineage: Eukaryota; Metazoa; Chordata; Lepidosauria; Squamata; Gekkonidae. The coding region runs from base 1 to 3525 and encodes 1174 amino acids. The record is from RefSeq and is a predicted model, not a curated record.